This is a messenger RNA of Mauremys reevesii (Reeves's turtle), 1795 nucleotides long. It is a transcript of the gene TTC29, whose product is annotated as tetratricopeptide repeat domain 29. The transcript has 13 exons. Gene Ontology annotation, molecular function: protein binding. The record is from RefSeq and is a predicted model, not a curated record. Bases 144 to 1553 code for a protein of 469 amino acids. Lineage: Eukaryota; Metazoa; Chordata; Testudines; Geoemydidae.
ACCUGUCACCGAGCUGGAGUUCAGCAGUCGACGGGAGAGCAGUCGGAUCGCAAGAGCAAUAAAUUGAUCCCCGAUAGAUCGAUCGCUACCCGCCAAUCCGGCAGCCAUCUUAGGAGUGGACAAGUGCCUUCUAUACAUUCAGAAUGAGUACUUUGCCUCCUGUGCUGAUACAGUGUCCAAAGAGAUAUCCCAGCCUCGUAGAGCAGAUGGUUUGCCCUUCAAUAAAACUUGCAAGGAUUCAUUUGAUCAAAGACAAAGAUGCCAUAGAUCAUUAUUUGGCGAUGAAUAUCAAAGGGUUGUCAAAACAAGAGGCUGCUGCUUACAGGAAUUCAUACAAGAAGAACAUCUGCAUAGACAUGCUGCGACAGGGUUAUCACAAGUCCUUCUCUGAGCUCUUCACUCUGAUACAGAAGUGGAAUGCCUUGAGGGAGGCUGCAGGGCCUGGGUCAGCCAUAUGGCAGCAGAAGUCCCUGGAGGAGCAGCCUGAUAAGCUGGAUCAGCUUCACCAUUUCCUGACCAGGGCUGAGGCAGCCCAACGAGCAGAGUACUAUGAGGAGGUGUACAAUAACCAACUUAAGUUGGCCUACUGCUUCAACAACACUGAGGACAAAUGGUUAAGGAAUUACUUUUAUGAACAAUGUCUUAGCACUGCUCAGUUGAUCAAAAUCGAUGGUGGGAAAAAAGAGGCUGAAGCACAUGCAAAUAUGGGCCUUGUCAAUGAGGAACAAGGUCUGUUCAUGAAAGCUGCUGAGCAUUAUGAAACAUUCCAUCAAUUGACACUGGGACGGAUGUGGAAUGAUGAGACAGGUCAUACUUACAACUCACUGGCCUGUGAGCAUCUCUGGAGAAUUUACACAUUACUAGCAGACAAAAUGCUAGAAAAUAAAGAACACCAACAGGCCAUCAAAACUCUAAUAAAAGCUUUUGAAAUGGCAAAAAAAGGAGGUGAUAAGAAGAUGGAAGGAGAAGCUGCCUAUUGCUUAGGGCUAGCUUAUCAUUCUGCUGGAGAAGAACAGACAGCAAUAAUAACUCUGAACACCUACAAAGAAAUCUCCACAGAACUUUGUGAUAUUGUUGGCCUAGGCCGAGCAUAUCAAGCUAUAGCCAAGGUCCUGGUAAGUCAAGUAAAAGUGACUGAGGCUAUUGAGUACUUGGAAAAGUUUGUGACAGUUGCCAAGAGUGCUCAGCUAAGCCGAAGUCUAGUGGAUGCAUGCAUAUCCCUUGGAGAUAUUUACAAUGAAAGAGGGAACUACUACAAAGCCUGUGAAUAUUUCAAUCAGGCUUUUGAGGCAGCAAACACUCUAACUGACUUGCCCCUGGUGGAUGAAACGAAGGUUUAUUACGGCAUCGCAAAAGCUCAUAACAUGAUGGUGGCAGUUAACAGUCAUACAGACGCUGCAGAUCACGUCAACAUUGAGUACCUGCUGGCAUGGAAGGAGAAUAGAAGUGACAUGUGCACUGACCCUUUUACAGUUGAGCUUGCUAAAGACACAAGUGGUGUUUUGGAGACCAAUGAACUAUUUCUGCAGACCCCAGUUCAAGAACCUCUAUGAGAAUUCCAGCUCACUCAGAAAAAAAGCUUUGAACCCUUUUGAUGAAGUCAAGAAGAUCCUUGUUAGAAAAUAUGCAGAAAAACGUUUGCGUUUCAGCUUGUAAUUUUAAAAGGAGCACAGAGUUGUUGUGCAAGCGCCCAGCAACAUUAGGCCCUUGUCUGACUGGUAUCAGGUUCAAUAUGUGUCGCAAAGUUUUUUAUCUUAACUAUCCUGCAUUGUUGAAAUAAAAUACAAAAGGAAUG